Messenger RNA from Annulohypoxylon maeteangense, 1717 nucleotides. Its product is annotated as putative citrate synthase. Gene Ontology annotation, cellular component: mitochondrial matrix. Bases 295 to 1584 code for a protein of 429 amino acids. The transcript has 5 exons. Gene Ontology annotation, biological process: tricarboxylic acid cycle; carbohydrate metabolic process. Lineage: Eukaryota; Fungi; Ascomycota; Sordariomycetes; Xylariales; Hypoxylaceae. The record is from RefSeq and is a predicted model, not a curated record.
CUGGGGAUCUGGGGAACAGUGGAUUAAGGGAUUGCGGGAUUUCCGGAUUCCAUAACCUACAGCUAGUUCUACGUGAUACUAUGUGUCCGGUUUACGUGCGAAACCUGUCAAACACAAACACAAAAGGGAUCCCUUUUAAUAAUUUGUGUAAUAAGAGACUUCAACAUCUCCUCGUCUGAGACUUUAUCGUACGUUGGACUGAUCGUUUUUACUGCUCCUCUCCUUUACCCCUUAUUCUCCUCCGACCCAACCAAUUCUUUGCGUAGGUAGUUACGACGAUAGUAUUGGAGAAGAAUGGACCACCACCUCCAAGUCACAGACUCCCGCACGGGAAAGUCUUACAAGAUCCCAAUCCAAGGGAAUUACAUACGCGCUGCCGAUAUUGGUCGCAUUGGUGCCCCAGAGGACAAGGAGGAUAUAGCUUCUUUGAAAGCUGCUCGUCCACUACAAAUUCUUGAUAAUGGCUUCCAACACACUGCAUGCAUGGAAUCAAGCAUCACACAUAUCGAUGGCCUACGCGGCACAAUACGAUACAGAGAAUUUCCCAUCGAGAGCGUAUUCCACCAAUACGUCUACGAAGACGUGAUGCACCUCAUAAUCUGGGGCAGCAUACCCACGCAGCAGCAAAAAGAUCACGUCCGUGAAGUGAUGGGUCAAGCAAUGAACCCACCUCAAAGCGUGAAAGACGUAAUCUCGUCAUUCCCUCGAGACGCCGAAACCUUCCCCAUGAUCCUAGCCGGCAUGAGCGCAUUCGCAUCCACCGACAGCGUAAUCUGCAAAACGCGGCACCAGCAAAGCGCCAUGUUCCACGGGCACCUCGACACAGCAGACGAAGCGCUCGCGCGCACAAUCGCCUACCUCGCAACCACCAUCUCGCUAAUCUACUGCCACAAAAACAACCAACCCUGGACUCCGCCCUCAGUCUCCCGUUCCCUCCUCGGCAACCUCCUGCACAUGAUGGGAAUAACAGACCCGCGCGUCGAAUCCUGUUUGGCCAAACUCUGGAUCCUAUACGCGGACCACGAGAUGACGAACUCGACCGCCGCCGUUCUCCACGCAGGAUCCACACUAAUCGACCCCGUGUCCGCCGUAACAGCAGGGAUAAUAUGCGGGUACGGCCCGCUACACGGGGGCGCGAUCGACCUAGCGUACGAAGCGUUCCGACACAUCGGGACAGCGGAGCGGGUGCCGCCGUUCAUCGAGCGGAUCAAGGCGAAGGGGGGCCGGCUAUUCGGGUACGGCCACCGCGUGUACAAGACGCGGGACCCGCGUGUGGCGCUGAUCGAGGAGUUGUUGGAGGAGCACCGCGACGCCGUGGAGGCGAAUCCGCUGCUGAGGGUUGCGAUGGCCAUCGAUCGCUACGCGAACCAGGAUCCGUAUUUCGUCGAGCGCGGGCUGAAGGCUAAUGCGGAUCUUAUGGGGUGUUUUCUUUAUACCGCUAUGGGCUUCGACACGGACAUGAUCAUCGCCAUUACCAUUCUCUCCCGGACUCCGGGCGCGUUGGCGCAUUGGCGCGAAAGUCUGACACAACCGGUGAAGCUUUGGCGGCCACAGCAGAAGUAUAACCCGCCGCUGGCAAACUAGGAGGGUUACCUGCGAGAGAUAAGGGCAAUCUGGGAGGGUUCAAAGGGGCUUGGCGUAAUGGUAGGUAGGUAGGUGUAUUAUAUCAUAGUUGAAUGAACCUGGUUACUACUAGGUACCUAUGAGUUCAUUGGUG